AAGACGCAAACAGAGCAUGCUCCACGAGCCGCCUGCGAGGCUUUUUUUUCGUCUGGAAUUCUGCGGGUUUAUAAAUGAUUCAUAGAGUGAGCCUAUUUUUAAGAGGAGUAAUUGCGCGCAGUUCGCACAGUCAGCCAGUGUGUUACUAUCAGCAAUGAGUGCGUGUUCUGUUUUCGCGUGAGCGCUUGCGUGUGAGUGAAAGCCGGUCACCAAUCUGCAGAGGAGACGGAGAGGAGAUUCCACACGACAGAAACAGUAAGCGUGUGGAAACUUCGUGAGAGACAGUCACAUUUUUUGGGCUUUAAUCCUGGGGUUUGAUCGAAUAUAUCGUCAAAGCCUGCCAGCCAGUAUAGCCGUUGGACAAGGGAAUCAACUGUUGCUGCAGUAGACCGUUUUCAAAGGGACAUUAGGCUAGUCACAAUUCAUCAAGUCUGUGUUGCUGAAUCUAUACAUGAGUUUGAGAAUGGAUUUUUAACCAUCACCUGGACCUAGUUUAUUUAGUGUGCUGCGCGCUGGAUACGUGUUGUUUAUGGUCUGUUCUGAUACUGCAUAGAGAAUACAUGCUCUUCCAGAAUGAUCCCACUCCACGCCUCUCCUGGCUUUUUCAUAUUGUUUUAUCAGAUGUUUGUAUCAGACAGUAGCAGUUGCUUGUAGGCAAGAAGGCACGUUUGGGCUAUUUGAACCAUUCCAACGGCAAUUGGAGGAUUAGAGUGGUUUGCUUCUUUCUCUGUGACCUUGCCUCUCCGGCAUUAAUCCAGACGGAUAGAUGCUGAUGAUGGAGAAGAACGGCAUGGACGCGCAUCAGGUUGGAAUCAAUCAUGAAUACGAGCUGGAGGGCCGGCCUCGGUCAUGCUGGCCGCUGCCGCCGUGUCCUGAGGAUUUCCCACGGGGAGUGGAUGAAGCAAAUCGAGGUCUGCCCCUGGCAUCUAUCAAACUGGAGCAGCUUCAGUACAACGUGCCGACAUGCCGCGGCGGAGCAGCGGAGGGAAGAGGUGGCGCACCGGUAGAGCUCAAACAUCCAUCCGGCGCCCCGGUCCCUAUCGCACCCGGCGCACCUACAUGCAUGUCGGGGGCUUCCCUCGACGUGGCUGGCCAGCUGCGCAAAGCCAAGUCGUCCCGGAGGAACGCGUGGGGAAACCAGUCGUACGCGGACCUCAUCACGCGUGCCAUUGAGAGUGUCCCGGAGAAGAGACUCACUCUGUCGCAGGUUUACGAUUGGAUGGUGCGCUUUGUCCCUUAUUUCAAGGAUAAAGGCGACAGCAAUAGUUCAGCUGGAUGGAAGAACUCCAUCCGCCACAACCUGUCUCUCCACACUCGGUUUGUCCGUGUCCAGAAUGAGGGGACAGGGAAGAGUUCCUGGUGGAUGCUGAACCCAGAGGGAGGGAAGAUGGGGAAGGGACCGCGACGACGCGCCGCCACAAUUGACUGCCCCAACGGCACCAAGUACCUGAAGAGUAAAGGACGGGCCAGGGGUAAGAGGCCUGGAGCCGGAGCUGGCAGUGGAGCUGUUGGUCGGGGCAGGCGGCAGGGUUACGGCCUGGGUCACGGGGCUCGACCGGGGAUGCAUCAGGGGUCUCCGGAGCAUGGUAGUCCUGCAGGGAAGGGCGGAGCUGGGGUGGGAGGAGAGGAGUACGAUGCCUGGACGGAUCUCCACUCCCGGACCUCCUCUUCGGCUUCGACACUUAGUGGCUGCCUUUCUCCCAUCCUGGCCGAGGCUGAGCCAGAUGAGCCAGAGGAAGGAGGCCUUUCCUGCUCCACCUCCCCCCGCCUCUAUCCUAGCCCUACCGCAACACGCUCCCCUGCCCUGGGCACUGGGGGGCACUGCCCAGGAACCUCCUUGGAGCUGCCCCAACUCACUGACCUGACUGGGGCUAUCAGCCUGGAAGAGGGCUACCCCCACCCCCAGAACCACCAAACCCAGCCUCGUAAUGGCUACCCCAGCCCCUACGGCACCGGCCCCAAGGGGGAAGGCUCCUACUGCGGCCCCGUCUACGGGCAGCCGCCCCUGGCCAUGCUGCAGCUCCAUGCCCCCAUGCCCAUGCAGACCAUUCAGGAGAACAAGCGAGCCAGCUUCCAGCGCCCCCUGAGGGCCUACUCAGAGAACAAUGCACUGCAGAGCCUGCUGACCGGAGGGCCUGGAGGUCCUCAGUACUGCAGUAAGGACAUGGUCACACUGGGAGGGCAAGGAGGGGAGUCACACACGCUGCUGACCCAGGUAACCAACGGGGUUCACAGCCACAAUCAGAGUCGCAGCAGCCACAAUCAUAGCCAUAGCAACCAUAAUCAUAAUAACCACGAGCAUGGACACAAUUCAGGCCCACACAAUGGUCACGGCUCAGUUCAUGACCAGAACCCCAGCGGUCAUCUUCAGAAUGGCCUCCAAAAUCAUGGUCAACCCAACCUGGACUAUAACCAUAGCCACAAACAACACCUCAGCCCGGCCACUGACUACAACCAGAGUCACAACCACAAACUGAACACAAGCCAUGACCACACUCACCAGUCCAACCAGGGUCACCUCCACGGUCACCUCCAGGGUGGACCCAGACCUCCAGCCCUCCAGGCUCUUUCUCCCAGAGUCAACACAGACAUCCUGCAGCCGUACAGCCUCAAAACCCCCACCCCAACUCCUAGCCACUAUGGCCCCCUCGCCCCCCACCUCCCCACCCCCAACCCCUCGUCCCUUCCCUCCAACCCUGCCUCUGUUCUAGACAUACCCCAGGACCCCUGCCUCCGCCUGGCCUCCGCCCCGGCACCUCACCCCCACCCUCGCCACCAGCCCUACCCCGGUACCACCUACCACCAGGGUAUAACUAUGACUGACUCCUGGCAUGGCUACUACCACCAUACUCUUCACCCCACCCAGAACUACCAGGGCCACCCCCACCACAGCACUCACCACCCCAGCCGCAUGGCUCCAGACCUGGAUGUAAACGUAGACAUUCUCCCCAGCAGCCUAGACUGUGACGUGGAGUCCAUCCACCUCAAUGACUUCAUGGACACAGAGGGGAUGGGGAUGGGGAUGGACUUCAACUUUGACGGCUCGCUGUCUCAAGGAGUGGGCAUGGGCAUGAGCAUAGCCGCUUUCGCUGGAGCGCCGCAGGGACAUCACAGCCAGAACUGGGUGCCUGGGUGA
Molecule: messenger RNA, 3136 nt
Organism: Oncorhynchus gorbuscha (pink salmon)
Lineage: Eukaryota; Metazoa; Chordata; Actinopteri; Salmoniformes; Salmonidae
Product: forkhead box protein O6-like
Exons: 2
Coding region: 767-3136 (789 amino acids)
Biological process (GO): regulation of transcription by RNA polymerase II
Cellular component (GO): nucleus
Molecular function (GO): DNA-binding transcription factor activity, RNA polymerase II-specific; RNA polymerase II cis-regulatory region sequence-specific DNA binding
Source: RefSeq, a predicted model, not a curated record